Messenger RNA from Tauraco erythrolophus (red-crested turaco), 975 nucleotides. Lineage: Eukaryota; Metazoa; Chordata; Aves; Musophagiformes; Musophagidae. The record is from RefSeq and is a predicted model, not a curated record.
AGCCAAAAUACAGGGAAAAAGGCUGCAGUACUGCUACACCAUGGUACUUUAGGAGAUUCUAUUCACUGGAUUUCUAACCUGCCCAACAACAGCUUAGGCUUCCUCCUCGCAGAUGCCGGCUAUGACGUCUGGAUGGGAAACAGCCGAGGGAACACCUGGUCUUUAAAACACAAGACCUUUAAGCCCUGCCAGAAAGAGUUCUGGCAGUUCAGCUUCGAUGAGAUAGGUAAAUACGACGUUCCAGCAGAGCUGUAUUUCAUCAUGAAUAAAACUGGACAGAAGGAUGUAUAUUUUGUUAGUCACUCAGAGGCUUCAGCUGCAGGCUUUAUAGCAUUUUCUACUCAUCCUGAGCUGGCUCAAAGGGUUAAACUGUUCUUUGCUUUGGGACCAGUAGCCACAGUCACACAUGCUACCAGUCUUCUGGUAACACUUACGCGUCUUCCCCAACCAGUGAUCAGGUUAGUACUUGGCUGCAAAGGAAUUCUUCGCCAGAAUGAACUGCUAAAAAGACCUCUAACAUGGAUAUGCAGAUCUCUGGGAAAAAUUUGUGGCAGUAUCUUGUGCUACAUAGCUGGAGACAGAAUACAAAACCUGAAUGUGAGUCGAAUAGAUACGUACGUAGGACAUUACCCUGCUGGAAUGUCAGUACAGAACGUUAUUCAUUGGCAUCAGCUAACACGUGCAGACCAAUUUCAAGCUUAUGACUAUGGCUCUAAGGAAAACAUGAAGAAAUACAACCAGUCUAUGCCUCCUGCUUACAAGAUAGAGAAGAUAAACAUUCCAAUUGCUGUUUGGAGCGGUGGACGUGACAAAUUUGCAGAUCCAAAAGACAUGGCAAAGCUACUUCCUCGGAUUACUAAUCUCAUUUACCAUGAGCAUUUUCCUGCUUGGGGACAUCUUGAUUUCAUCUGGGGCCUUGACGCAACUGAGAAAAUGUAUCGGAAAAUCAUUGAACUACUAAGAAAAUAUCCUUAA